GAUAUCGCGCCUGAGCCAGAAAACCAUGAACCUGAACGAACGCAUCAUCAACACGCAGCUGUUCGCGCAGACGAUCGACGAGACGGCCACCACGACGACCUCGGUGGGCAGCAGCGUCGGGCUGAGCGUUGGGUUUGUGCCGUUCGUUGCGGCCGCCACCGCCGGGCUGGCCGGACCGAGCGGGACGUCCGUAAUGCUGCCGAGUGACGCCACGGCCGCCGUCGCUGCUACCUCUACCGCCGGGCUCGCGAAGCAAAGUGCCGAAACGAUCCACCACUCAUCGCCGCACCAUCUGCAUCCACUGCACACGGGCAGUGUGGGGAGCAGUGGCAGUGUGGUAGUCACACCACAGGGGAUACUCACCACACAGCAGCUGCCCGUUCACUCAGCGACACCACCCUCGACCAGCAGGGCGGGAGCGAAAAGUCGUAGCCUAAGCACGGGCUCGUAUAUGACCAAAGAUUCGAGCGCAAACUCAAGCGCCGAACGGCUCACCAAGUCCAACAGCCACACGGAGGUGCACGUCAGCAGUGAGGGAGUGGCGCAAGCGCUUGCCUGCAAAGAACCGGCCAGCAUAAUGCCACAGAACAAAUCGCUCGAGGAGGGUCGCUCCAUGAUCCCUUCGGCCAGGAGUUCGCCGCCGGUUCGCAAACCCAUCCUGCGCAAAUCGAAGAAGAUCGUUCGAACCGACUCCGAGUUCCUGAAGGGUAACAUCUACGAGAAGGAGUCGAGCGUGUCUAGCUCCCAGUACACACCGACGCGGGACCGGCGGCGGGAGCAGUUUGCCGACUACCGCAGCAGCAAUCCCUCGUCCGAGACGCACAAGUCCACGGACGACAGCUCGAAGAACAUAUCGACGGACGAGAUCGAUACCGUGUUCUCGGACACGAUGGAUCUCGAGCAGAUGGAGCAGGACUAUCGGAUGCAUCUGAAGAACAACCUGCAGCGGGAGUACAAGAGCGAUAGCGACACGCUGGACGAGGUGGGCAAGAAGCGAGCGCCGGACUACAACGCGUGGAAGAACCAAAGCUACGAGAACACGUUCGAUGUGUACGGCAAUGAGAUAGGUGCACAGACGGCGAACGGAAGAUCGCACACAGCGAACGAUCGGCCCCCGGUAGAGGCAUCACCCAAGGGAACCGAGGAACAUCCCGAGCGUCCUUCCACUUCAGCACCCACCACAAAACCCGACCGGCCGACCGAUCUCGAGCUUGGUUCCGCGUCCGACGGUGGGGGGAAAUCGUCCACCUCCUCCACCAACGACGGCCCGUUUGGGCAUCUGUUCGAGAAGAAUUUGGGCCGGUUCAAGCGCAUGAACAAGCUGCUCAAGUGCAAGCGCUUCAGCACGUCGGCCCUGUACGAGAAGAAGUCCACGGCCAGUGCCAGCAGUGCCGCUGCAUCGGACGGUAAGCCCUCGUUCACGUCGCCCACCAAGAGCAUUCCCAACGCGACCCGCUCGCCCGUCAAAUCCAUACACUCGCAGUCGAAAGCAUCGAUCAGCUCGUCGAAAUCGUCCCUGUUCGGGAGCAAAAAGUCGGGCUCGGGGUUCACGUUCAAGGGGAAGCGCUUUCUCUUCACCGGCAAGACAUCGCCCAACAAGUCGAAGUCGAACAACGAGAUCAGCUACUAUCGCACCAAGUCGACCAAAAGCUCCAAGAAGGGUUCGGUGAAGAACAACAGUACGGCGUGUUUGAAUCUCGAGACGACGUGCACAUCGCCCCUGUCGGAAGCGUUCUACAACACGACGGGCAGUGUGCGGUUGAGCGCGAUGGAGCUGUACGAGAAGUUUUGCUCGCAGGACUUUAGUGGACUGUACAAGCACGAAACGGUGCGGACGGACACGGACAGUCAUGGCAGUGGGACGGACUCGAGUCAUUACGAGUCGCACCGGCAUCUGGGCGCGAUACGGAAGUAUAGGCGACGCAACUUUAAACUGUUGCGGCAGAAAAGUGAACCCAAGUUCUCGUUCCGAACUGAUACACUGUACGAGGACAGCUACGAUGGCGUGUGCUACCACGACGAGAAGGACGAGGAGCAGGAGUACGGUGCGGAGGAAUACAAUCAGUUCCUGUACGACGAGCAGUACUACGAGGAGGACAUUGAGCACUACAGCAUCGAGAACAUCUACUAUCAGCGGAACGGGUUGAUAGCGCUGCCCGACGGCACCUACGUUCAGCGGUAUCCUUAUCGAAUGGAGGACGAAGAGGGCGAAGAAGAUGAGGAGGGGGAGGAGGAAGAAGAAGAGGAGGGCGAUGAGGAGGAGGAGCUGGGCGAAGAGGAGGAGUAUCAGGGCGAGGAGGAGGACGAGGAAGAGUACGAGGAAGAAGAGGACCCAGCGGAUGAGAACGAGUUCGACGAGGAGGACGAAGACGAGCUAGCGCUGGCAGAGGAGGAAGAGCAGGAGGAGGAACGGCGACGGUUGCAGCGGUUACAGCUGCCUCCGCCCCCGAUCGAGCUCGUCGCCUCGAUGGAUUCGGACUGUGACGAGAUCUAUCUGAUGCCACAGAACGAGUCCGACGGCAAGAAGCUGAUCAUACAGGACUUUCUGUUUCAUCGCAGCAACAACGACUUCGAGGCGAGUGUUAGUGGGGAUGACUUCGAUCUAGCGGAUGUGGAUGAGGAAGCGGAAGAAGUGAAUGAGCCGACGCAAGUAAAACGGGAAGAUUUGGUGGGAGAUACUUGCGAAGCGCGAUCGGAGGAUGAGCAGGACUUCCGGAUGGAACGGUACGCCGCGACGGACAAGGAAACGCUUACGAUCUACAAGAUCUGCUCGAAAGAAAGCAUCCUGGAGUCGAUGCGGGAUGAAACGCCCGAGAGGACGUCAGACAACCUACCCCACAGUGCCUCGAUGGAGCAGUACUUUCUCAAGUCGGACUGUGUCAGCACGCUCGAGCGGACGGGCUCGCUGGAUCUGCUGAGCAACUCGAGCGGCACGCUGAACAAAUCCACCCUGACGGACUACGCGUUCGACACGGUGCGGAACAUGAACCUGGACAGCUGCAGUACCUCGCGGUUAAGUCUCUCGAUCAAGAGCGAAAUCUUCGAGGACACGACGAACGGAGGUGGAUCCGGUGGUGGUGCGUCGAUCACGGCGGACGUGGGAGUGGCUGGAGGGCAGCAGGACACUGGCACUGGUAGCGUUGACAUGGCGGGAGAAGCGGGCUCUGAAGUUCCUCGCAUCAAGAGCUGGAACAUUGAAGACUUUACGUUAACGCCUGAAGAAUCGUUUUCGGAUGAGCAGCUACCGUUGGAUGCUCCGAGCGAGGAAGAACCAUCGAAGGUUGUCACAGACUGUGCCUCCGUUCAACUAGCAGAACCUCUUGAGCUCGAUCAUCACAACGGAACGGCCGAGUACACGAUCGUCGACCUAGACGAGGAACCUUAUCUGCACGAUCCAACAAUUUCCGAGUUCACAUCCGAGAUCACGAAAGAGUUUGAUCUGUUGUUUUCCCGCGCCGAGACGGAAUCGCUACAGGCAGCGGCCGCUGCCGCCGAACAACCACCCUUGCCACCUCCACUACCGUCCCCCUUGGAAGGACCUUCUCAUCUCGGUGAUGUGCUGAAGCUACUGAGCGAUCUUCCCACCCGCUACUCCAUGCAGAUGCUCGAACACAUCAAUCUCGACACGGACGACAUCUCGAUCCCGGUACCGGAGGAGACCCAGCAGGAAAAUGGCACAGUGCCAACCUCUGCAUCGACCGUGCCAUCAGUCCCACCAUCACCACCAGUUAUGCCGAAACCGGCCUCAUCUUCUCAGAACUCUUCCGUCCCUCCUAUCACUACUGACCCGCCAGAAAGUGCCAAACCGCGUACACUCGAGCCGAGCGGAAGCGGACGAUCGUUCGCCAAGAUGAAGCUCCGCUCCACACGCUCUAGCGGCGUGGUGGCGGUGGCAAAAACCGCCGCCACUACACCGACAGCUCCCGAGCCGCCGGUCGACGGGGCACCGGAAGCUACGGGUGGUUCGGUUUCGAAGGCCGACCGGUUGAAGAAGGCGCGCAGCCAGUCGCUAGGUAACUUGCGUAAUAAAACCAAAUGUUUUCCAUUAUAGAAUUUAAGCAACACUGUAACAAUAAUCCUUACACUAUCGGUGCUGCCAGUAGUAGCAGUGUAGCGCAAGGCAGGCAGCGCGCGUUGAGGUUACGCCACAAGGUACACCACUGCUCUGUACGCAACGGGGAGCAUUCCGUUUCCGUAUGCGCAGGCAGCUAUUUUAUCCAGUUGUUGUAGUAGGUCGAUGUGCGUUGUUGGUGCGUGUUUGUCCGUUGCGUGCCCGAAGCGCGAUACUUUUUUAUACGAUUUCCUCCCCCUACCGGAUCGCCUGGAUUCGGGAAGGGGGGGAAUCCGUUUGGUAGUCAGCUGUCGUCGGCCCAUCCUUUCCCACUCUUCUUUCGAAGGCGCCCAGUGGCGCCUGUGUUCCACGAUAACCACACGCGACGGCUUACGUAUUUAUACACAGAUCCAAGUAAGUAGGAUUAAGAUUCUAGAGUAACAAAUUGGCUAGCAUGGUAGGGAUUUUGGGUUUUGGGUCGAUCGAUCCUGAACGUCUUAGAGGGCCUUUCUUUCCCUCCCGUUUCCAGCCUCCGUGCUCACCCGUUUUCGCUACCACUUUUGUUUCCGUUGGCCACCGUUUUUACCAUUUUGGGCCAGCAUUUUGAAGUUGGUUUUGAGGUGCGCGAGGGGGGUGUGUGUGUGUGUGGUUUGUAUUUCGUGUUUGGAUGUGAAACGGACAGCAACGGUAGUAGAUAGAUGGGGGAGAGUAAUUGUAGAAUAGAUAGAGCUCAGCUAACAGGGAAAACAAAAACAGGGGAGUUAGUGUUAAUGCCGAGUUUUCUAUUCCGAUGGGACCACGAACACAUGGAGAGAAUAUUUCAUUUGCCGUUACAUAUUUCCACCGCAAUGUUGUGUAGAAGAAGAAAAGAAACAUAGUUGUUUAAGCUUAACCACUUACUACUAGGGCUACUACUACUAUUACUACUACUACUCCUUAUCCAAUGUUAACGCUAUCGUGUACGAAGUCGACUUCGGUUUGUAAACACAUGCGCACCGGUGUGCUAUUUGCCUUUGUUACUGUUAUACACUACUAAGGAUCGCGAUCGUGAUCUUCGGUGGAUUGCUGUCGUCAAAAAAGGAAGAGAGAGAGAGAACGAGAGAGUGUAUAUGUUUCUGUGUGUGGGUGUUAUGUGUUACUGUAAGUGAUGCGUGUAUGAUCGUACUUAGUAAACCCACUAGACUUACCGUAGAAGAGUUCGAUAAACAUUGUAUAGAAGAAAAAAAAAACCCUAAAAAAGAAACGCACCUCGCCCCACAUGUGUUACAAUCACAAAGGCAUUGUAGAUAAUAUUAAUUGAAGAAGCAACAAAACAAAAAACAGACACACACACAAACAAACCAAAACAACCUUGUAAAUCGCAAACCGAGCAAAAAGAUGAAACGUUCUAAAACUUCAAUAGGCUUACUUUCUGGAAACUGCAAUCGGCACACCAAAGCCCGGGCGUAUCACACGCUAGAACGCCCGGGUGCCAUUGUAAGCGGAAGAGGAAAUGAAUAAGCAAACAUAUUAAGUCAACCUAAGCUAAGCAAGUUUCAUGCAUGUAAUACACAUGUUACAUACACAGAGAGAGAGAGAGAUAAAGAGAGAGAGAAAGAGAGAGAGAGAGAAAGAGAGUUAGGUGAAGAGAAAGAAUUAAAGGUAAAUAUUUCCUGUUAUUGUUGCUGUUACACCGAUAACUUCCUUUCCGUCGAUCGGUCCUUGUUGUAUGGAGCAUACAUUUACUAAUCACCAUACUAGGAAUUCUUCCAUGAAAUGGUUUAGUUGCUGUAGGAAAAAAUGAAUCUUAAUUUGUCUUUUGCUUUUUAGUGAUCAUUUCGAGAUGAUAUGUUGAUCAUCGAUAAAAUAAGAACUUGAUCUUCAAAUUGCUCACCUGACUAAGGUAAAGCGUUUCCUUUGUUUUUUUGUUCUGUUAUACAAACACUGUAUAAAACAAACCCAUCCUAAGCUAAGCCUAACCGUAAGGAUCUUAACAUACUGAAUUAAACCAAACCGUGAUACAGUUUAAAUGUGUUUGAUGGAAUGUAUGUGAAAACUCGCCCGAGAACAGUGUGUAUGUGUGUGUAUUUAUGGUACGGGAGGCGCGAUAUACUGUUAUAAUAGUAAUUUUUAUGGAAACCCCCCAAACCAAACAUCCUCUAAACAAGAUGUUUACGUGUGUGUGCGUGUGUGUGAAUUUUCGUGUAUUUGUAGAAUGUACAUGUGUUACAACUGGUUGUAAAGAUGUAUAUGCUUUGUUUGCCACGUGGUAUAAGAACGAUCGUAAGGAGAUGAACGAUCGCGAACGUUAUCGUAGUGUAGCAUAAAUUGGAAGGAAUAUAUACUACAAAGAGUAACACCGAACGCGUUACAGAAAGCGAGGCUCAUACGUUUGUAGACACACCGUUUUAGGGACACACACACACACACAUACAAAAAUUAAGCUCGAUACUGCUGUAAGCGAGAUCACGAUGGGUAGUGAGUGAAAUGAAAGUUAACUGGUAAAGAAACAAAACAAAACAAACCAAACAAGACAGAAAGUAGUUAUACCAAGCGAGCCGCCAAGCGAUCGUGUUUGGCUUUGGAAUAGUUUUUGGACUGUAUUUCCUACUGAUCAUUUUCAGUUUUCAUUUUCAGUCUGCAUCUCGAAUUGAGGUGUGCGGUUUUUGGAAGCUUUUUCUCCUCGUGCGACGAUCGUGUCUGCUUUUGCCUCUUAGGGUGUGUACCCCUGUUGCUGCUAUAGCUCAGUUUCGGUGCGAUCGUACUCGCGAACAACUAUGCACCGUUUCGAAACUCACACACAUUUUUGCAGCUUUUUUGUACCAGCGAUGUACCCGCUCUUUUUGCACUCAAACAAUCGAAUGGCCUUAAGACAAUGGAGCGAAUACGGGGAAGCGAUUUAUGGAAGCGAGAUCAGGACAAUUAGGGAAAGGAUAUCAGGCACUGCGUUUAGAAUGCAUCUUGGGGUUGGACGUCUGCCAAGCGGAUCAUCUACGCCUUGAUUUUGUAGUUUCUUUUGUGCGCGAGAAUAGGAUAACCUACAAGGCUAAUGAAGCAGCAGGAAGCGCAGGAGCGCAGGAGGAAUUGACAAGUGAGUUAGGCAGGCUCCCGGCUCUUAUCCCUCUCCUUCCUACACGUGUAGAUGCUGUUCUUAUUUGUGGGCCACGUGGCAUGUUUGAUUCCCAAUCUGUUUUUGUUACCGUAGCUAAUAUCGAUCCGGAGUCGAGAUCGCCGAAGUUGCCCGCGUCGGUUCGUUUUUGUUGUUCGUAGCUGGAAAGAUUUUAACGAGCAAAAAAGGGCAAAUGUAAAACAUAGAACGUUACUUUAAACAUAAAAUAAAGAAAACUAUAAAUGAUCGUAUAAAAAAAAAGUCAAGCAAAGUCAACCAUCAAGGAUACUAAACGUGUAACGUGUAGGCAAACUCCUCGUACACGGCAAGGAAUUAAACAAAACCCAUUAGUCUAAAGAUAAAAGCGUAAAAUAAAUAAAACCAAAAACAAAACAAAAACAAAAACACUCGGUAAAUGUUAAGUAUUAACGUGAUAAAACACAGACACACGAGACAAGUCAAGCAUUAUUUGUUGUAUUUAGGUACCAAUUUUCGUGACCAGAUAAGAAGAGAAGUUCGGAUUAGUGUCCAGAAUGGUCGGAGUAUAACGCACAGAAACUAAACAAGAAACUCCUCCACAUCCUAUAGCUCAAAUAACUAAAACAAA
Molecule: messenger RNA, 7746 nt
Organism: Anopheles arabiensis
Lineage: Eukaryota; Metazoa; Arthropoda; Insecta; Diptera; Culicidae
Exons: 1
Coding region: 26-4051 (1341 amino acids)
Source: RefSeq, a predicted model, not a curated record